Colletotrichum navitas is the source of this 890-nucleotide messenger RNA. RefSeq lists its product as uncharacterized. The coding region runs from base 205 to 567 and encodes 120 amino acids. Lineage: Eukaryota; Fungi; Ascomycota; Sordariomycetes; Glomerellales; Glomerellaceae. The record is from RefSeq and is a predicted model, not a curated record. The transcript has a single exon.
UCCACGCAGAAACGCUCCUCAAAGAAGAAGCAGGAGGAAGAGGGAGAGAAAGAAAAAAAAAAACCCCCCAUAGGCUUAUCUCUCCCUCCGCUCGGAACGACGACGACCCGAGCAGCGGCCCCGCAUUCCAUCGCACCUCGAUCACGCUCCGAACUUGUACCUGAACAACCUCAACUAGAGAGUGGACGCUACUCGCCGACGACAAUGGCACCAGGCGUCGCCCGGUACACAAUCCUCGCCUUCGGGCUCUCCUCCUUCAUCGCGGGCGUCAGCUCCCUGCUGCGCCCGUCCGGGGCGCUCGCGUCGCUGAACCUCCCCGCCGGCGCGCUCCCCGCCGCGAACGGCAACGCCCUCGCCGCCGUCGCCAUGGGUGUCUAUUACACCCUGGCCGUUGCCCAGGACAACCGGCCGUUCUUCCUCGCUACCGUGCCGAUGCGCCUCGCGUCUGCCGUCGUCUUCUGGCGGCAGGGCUGGAUGGGGAUCGCGGUGUGGGAGGGUGGAGGCGCGGCUCUGACGCUGCUCGCAUUGGCGUGGGAUGCCCGACAAGCAAAAGGGAAGAUGGCGUAAAAUUUCUUGCAGAUACCAAACUGCACACGAAUCUGGCUCUGGUCGAGUCAGUUUCACUUGGUUAAAUGGGGGGAGAGGGGCAGGCGCAUUCAAUCACAUCGUCCGAGUAAGCCCUAAGUCGUGUGGGGGGUGCGUCCGCGUGGAUAUAGUCUGGGACUCUGAUACCAGAAUACUGUCGUUGACCAAACAAGGUAGAGAUGUGGUACUGAUGUAAAUCGCUGCUAGAGACCCAGACCGCUCCCUCGGCUCCUCGCUUCGAGAAACGAUAACGCAGAUAACGCAGACGAGUAAUCAUAGUUCAUUAAUCAAUAUGAAUAAUCAUC